This is a messenger RNA of Macadamia integrifolia, 2041 nucleotides long. Its product is annotated as putative wall-associated receptor kinase-like 11. Gene Ontology annotation, cellular component: plasma membrane. Gene Ontology annotation, biological process: protein phosphorylation; cell surface receptor signaling pathway. Bases 647 to 1819 code for a protein of 390 amino acids. NCBI's taxonomy places the organism in Eukaryota, Viridiplantae, Streptophyta, Magnoliopsida, Proteales, Proteaceae. The record is from RefSeq and is a predicted model, not a curated record. The transcript is spliced from 2 exons. Gene Ontology annotation, molecular function: ATP binding; protein serine/threonine kinase activity.
AUUGAGAUGUAUCUUCUGCUAUUGUUAUGUGAUUGAUUUUUCAAAUAAAACAUAGUAAAAAUGGUUAAUGUAAUGAGAUUCUAUGGCCACACCAAUAUAAAAUACAUCCUUAUAAUUAAUGUAACCCAAGUGGGAAAUUAUUGGAUUUAUGAGCUUAAUUAAUUAUUCGGGUUGAUUAAAUGGAUGAGAGUCAAGUUGCAUGAAUCAGUUCACCCUCAGGUCUAAGGAUAGGCUGGCCCAACCCAUUGUGCUUUAGGGUCUUGGGUACAGAAUAAAUUAUAAAUACUUGGUUUUAGAUCUCUACAGUCAUUAUUCACUCUUCUCCACUUUAACAUUAAAAUGAGACAACUUAAGGAGAUCUGAGGGGUUGUAGAAGAUCCAUAGCCAAGAGAAGGAAACUGUAAAGAACUGCAUCGAUCAUCUUCAACAUACUAGGUAUAAGGUACUAAUCGAUUAUUUAUGUUUUGAUUCAACUUUGUGUUCUAGUUAUCUAUAUGGGAACCUAUUAGAGUCUGUUGUGAAACCCUAAAUGUACAGUCUAACACAAGUCACCACCACCAGUUACCUUUCACCACCUCUAGCCAUAUAAAACCCUCAUGUUAAGGAUAACUUUUAGAUUAAAAUAAUAGUUAAUUUACAUCUAAAUAUGUUCUGUUUUUGUGCAGGUACUAGUGCCGGCUUUGUGUUUCUCUUUUUUUUCAUUUGGUUUUUAUAUUGGGCAAUUACAAGAAGACAAAAACUUAGAGAGAAAUUCUUCCAAGAAAAUGGAGGCAUGCUAUUACAACAACAAAUCGCUUCACAUAAAGGGGUCAAAGAUAUUGCCAAGAUUUUCUCCAUAAGAAUGUUAAAGAAGGCAACCAAUAACUUCCAUGAGAGUCGAAUAAUCGGUCAAGGUGGGUUUGGUACAGUUUAUAAGGGAAUUUUAUCAAGUGGAAAAGUAGUUGCCAUUAAGAGAUCCAAAAUUAUGGACAAAGGUCAGAUUAUACAGUUUAUAAAUGAGGUUGAUAUCCUUUCUCAAAUCAAUCAUAGACAUGUGGUGAAGCUCUUGGGUUGUUGCCUAGAGACAGAGGUUCCAUUGUUAGUUUAUGAGUUUGUGUCUAAUGGGACCCUCUUCCAACAUAUUCAUAGAGAGAAUCAAGCACCUUCUCUUUCAUGGGAAGAUCGUUUAAGAAUUGCUGCAGAAAUGGCUGAUGCUCUAGCCUAUUUGCACUCUUCUCAUUCAAUACCUAUCUUUCAUAGAGAUGUCAAGUCUUCUAAUAUAUUACUCGAUGAUAAAUACAGGGCUAAAGUAUCUGAUUUUGGAGCUUCCAGAUUAGUUCCUUUUGAUCAAACUCAAAAGACUACAAUAAUUCAAGGGACUUAUGGGUACUUAGACCCAGAAUGUUAUCCUACAGGUCAACUAACAGAUAAAAGUGAUGUUUAUAGUUUUGGAGUUGUUCUAGCAGAGCUUUUGACUGGAAAAAAUCCGCUUUUCUUAGAUGGAUCUGGGCAACGUAUAGCCCUCGCACAUUAUUUUGUAUCUUCAAUGGAAGAUGGGAAUCUUUUUAGUAUUCUUGAUGACCCAAUAGCAAAUGAGGAGAAGAGAGGACAUUUAUUGGUAUUUGCUAAGCUUGCAAGAAGCUGCCUAGAGGAUAAGAGGGAAGAUAGGCCGACAAUGAAAGAAGUUGCAAAGGAGCUUGAUUCCUUGAAAUUGUCCUAUGAGCAACCUUUAGUACCACAAAAUCAAGAGGAUAUUGAUGAAUCUUUUCUCGGUGAACCAUCGACAUAUUCUACCGAUGAGGCUCUUGAAAUAGAGGUUGGUUAUAUUUUGCAGAAAUGACAAGGUGAGAGGAAAGACAAUGUUCUAACGAUUUAAGCACUUUAAGGCUUAUUCUAUACUUGGGAUGUUGGAGUAGUUGUGGAGCCUUUUUCUUCUCUAGAGUUACAGACUGGAGGUUAGGAGUUUAGUGAUGUUGUUUCUUUUGAAUCUAUCGUUAUUUUAUUGUGUGAUUGAUCAAAGUUAGAAUUAAUCAUAAUUUGGAAGUUGUGGUUUUUAUUCUUA